ACCCAGAGGUCAAAGUUUGGACUUCGCGCUGCAGCUGUUGUUGUGCGAUGCAUCUUCAUGCAUGGGUGGCUCGAUAUUGUUUCAUACCCUUCACAUCAUCACACCACACACGCACAGGUCACACACACCCAGCAGCCAGCAUACUGAGCAGCAGCGACAGACAGGGAGGCAAGCGGGGUUUUGUCGCAUUUUCAAUCACGACCAACUAACGAAUGUGGGCAUUGUUAUUGUUUAUGUAGCUUAUGUAUGGAGUCUCCUCAAGUGAAGUUCACACAGUUGUUUAUCAACAAUGAGUUUGUAAACUCUGUGAGUGGGAAGACAUUCCCCACCAUCAACCCAACGACGGGAGAGAAAAUCUGCGACAUCCAAGAAGGGGAUAAGGCCGAUGUUGACUUGGCAGUAAAGGCGGCCAGGGCUGCCGUUAAACGAGGUUCACCAUGGCGAAGAAUGGACGCAUGCGACCGAGGAUUACUGAUGUUUAAACUGGCUGAUCUCAUUCAGAGAGAUGCAGAUUACAUUGCUUCUCUUGACACUGUGGACAAUGGGGCAUUGUUCUCCACCAUGAAGGGCUGUGCACUGAAUGUUGUGGAAGUUCUUCGCUACUUUGGAGGUUGGGCUGACAAGAUACACGGCAAGACCAUUCCAAUAAAGGGUGACUUCUUUUGCUACACCCGCCAUGAGCCAGUUGGCGUUUGUGGAGCAAUCAUCCCAUGGAACUUCCCGAAUGAGAUGAUGGGUUGGAAGCUGGGCCCCGCACUAUGCUGUGGGAACACCCUGGUGAUCAAACCGGCUGAGCAGACGCCACUCAGCGCUAUCUACAUGUGCUCACUCAUCAAAGAGGCCGGUUUCCCCCCUGGCGUUGUGAACUUGAUACCUGGCUUUGGACCAACAGCGGGUGCUGCCAUUUCAGAGCACAUGGAUGUGGACCAUGUCGCCUUCACAGGCUCAACUGAGAUUGGAAGGCUUAUCCAACAGGCAUCUGGGAAAAGUAACCUGAAACGUGUGAGCUUGGAGAUGGGUGGCAAGAGUCCUAACAUCAUCUUUGCUGAUGCUGAUUUGGAUGCUGCUGUAGAGGAGAGCCACGAGGCAAUCUUCUUUAACAUGGGGGAGUGCUGUUCAGCCGGGUCUCGUACCUUUGUACAGGAGGAAAUCUACGAUGAGUUCGUGAAGAGGAGCGUAGAGCGAGCAAAGAGGCGCGUCGUUGGUAACCCGUUCGAUUCCAAGACAGAGUCCGGGCCACAGAUUGACAAGGCCCAACUGGAUAAGAUUCUGGGGUAUGUUGAGAUCGGCAAGAAGGAAGGCGCCAAACUAGAGUGUGGUGGAAAAGCCCUCGGUUGUAACGGUUAUUUCAUGGAGUCCACUGUCUUCUCUAAUGUCACCAAUGAAAUGAGAGUUGCUCAAGAAGAGAUCUUCGGUCCAGUACAGCUUCUCAUUAAGUUCAAGAGUCAGGAGGAAGUUUUGGAAAAGGCCAACAAUGUCCAGUAUGGUCUAGCAGGGGGUGUGUUCACCAAGGACCUUGACAGAGCUCUGACUGUAGCCAAUAGCCUGGACGCAGGAAGUAUUAUGGUCAAUAAUUACUCUGGAGGAGGUGCCAAUGUUCCUUUUGGAGGCUACAAGAUGUCAGGCAUUGGCAGAGAUCUGGGUGAAGACGCAUUGGUUAGUUACUACGAAGUGAAGACGGUCGUUGUGAAAGUGCCAGUGAAGAAUUCCUAAACCAAACAAAGGAUCAGCUUCAAGAUUAGAUUUUCAUGGCCAGUUCUUUUUAGGUGUUAAAGAAUACUAACUUCGACCCUAAUCAAAGAAAUCCUGCUCAUUUGUCUAUACAUGUAUCUAGUGCUUGUGAUACCGUUUCCAAAAGCUCCUUGGAAUCUACAACCCCAGGGGUUACCAAACUGGGGACAUGGCAUCAGUUCAACAAACCUUUGAAUUUGUUUCCAAGUUUCAGACUUUUUCGUUAGUGAUGACUCUCCCCCCCUGUUCUUUAGAUAAGAACCUGAAAUCAGGGGGAAAAAACUGGAAAAAAAUUACAUACCUACUAGUAAUACAUUUCUCUAUUAAUUAUUAAGUAGGAAUCAGCUGUCGUUUUGCGGUAGCACCAUGUGUAAAACUCGUUUGAGUAGUGGUGGUUCAGAGAAGAACCGGUGUGUUGACAACUCUAUUAUUUGUAUUUUAUUGUUAUCAUUUAAAGGGAAGGUACACGUUUGGUAAUUACUCAAAACAAAUUAACUUAAAA
Molecule: messenger RNA, 2233 nt
Organism: Asterias rubens (European starfish)
Lineage: Eukaryota; Metazoa; Echinodermata; Asteroidea; Forcipulatida; Asteriidae
Product: retinal dehydrogenase 2-like
Exons: 13
Coding region: 247-1713 (488 amino acids)
Molecular function (GO): aldehyde dehydrogenase (NAD+) activity
Source: RefSeq, a predicted model, not a curated record